AUGUUGCAAUGGCAACAGAACACAAAGAGCGCAAUCACCAAGGUCGAUGCGAGCACAUUUGAGCAGGUCCGCGGAAAGGAUAUUCUGGACUACGUCAAAGCUAACCCUAUAGAUAUGGGAGGCCGAUGCGAAAUUCGCUUGACUGAUGUUGCAAAUUGGAAGGAUAAUUUCGGAUUCAACCCUUUCGUUUUUAACCUGGACCAAAAUCGAACCAAAGGCCCUGAAAUCAAGGGCUACCUCAGGCGGUCUACUGACCAACAGGAUAUGCCCAUCAUUUUCGUUAAGACUAAGUAUAUUGGCGACUUUGAAGCUCUGAUAAAGCUUUACGAGACCGGUGAAUUGCAAGAGAUGCUUCAAUAA
Molecule: messenger RNA, 360 nt
Organism: Radiomyces spectabilis
Lineage: Eukaryota; Fungi; Mucoromycota; Mucoromycetes; Mucorales; Radiomycetaceae
Exons: 4
Coding region: 1-360 (119 amino acids)
Source: RefSeq, a predicted model, not a curated record